Messenger RNA from Trematosphaeria pertusa, 1617 nucleotides. RefSeq lists its product as uncharacterized. Lineage: Eukaryota; Fungi; Ascomycota; Dothideomycetes; Pleosporales; Trematosphaeriaceae. The coding region runs from base 49 to 1527 and encodes 492 amino acids. The record is from RefSeq and is a predicted model, not a curated record. The transcript is spliced from 2 exons.
AGAAACUUGCGUACAUAUCCUGUGAUACGGCUUAUCCUUCUUCUAAAUAUGGCGACGAAAACCGAGAACGAAAAGGUCGGACUAGAAGAGUGUUUGCAGUGUCAUCGUGUCCCUGGCCCUGGCCUCCAGCAUCAUGGCGAAGAUAACAAGGAGUCAACCUCUGAAUCUUCCAUGAGAGCAUGGGAACAGACUCUCAGUCGAUUCCAAUACUGGGUCCUGCUGCUAGCCCUACUCACUCUCUCUUUGCAGAUUCUCCGAUUCAGAUCUUCGACAAUAUCCGAUGUAACAACUCCUUUGGCUCGCCUCGACUUCCCUAUGACACCGCAUCCAAGAGCUCGAACGUAUGAAGGCUGUUCAUCCAUCACCGCCGCUGAAGAUCGCCAGUUCGAGUUCAACAUCACAGCUGAAUCCACGACCACAAAGCGGUGGCAACUUAAUGAUUCCGCGGUUCCUGAAUCGCGUAAGAACCUUCGAGGCGACAUUACCAUUGACCGCGGGAGUCUCUUUCAAACUUCCGAUAUAGAGGUUCGCGUCGUUGUUCGAUCCAGCGAAGGGUCAGAUCUCAAGAAUGUGCUCAUCCACAGUUCAGACUUCGCUCUCGACAUCGACUACAACUUCCAGGAUAGGAGUGAUCUCUGCACCGAGGUCAAUGUACUGGUACUCCUCCGGCCGUGGCCUAGACGUUUAUUGGAUCUGUUCGACGUACGAACCAGUGUGUUCGACAUCUUAUUCAACCCCCUCCUUAACUGGGAAGUCAACAACCUAAUCGCCCAUACUUCAUAUGGUGAUUUCACCCUUGACACCACUGAACCCUGGACCGAUCCAUUAAUAACGCACAACGUCUCCGUCAGCUCUAUCAACGGAACCAUUUUCGGCUGGUUUAUCCCAGAUGAGCACCUCGACAUCCGCAACGAACACGGAGAAAUUGGCAUUUUCAUCUGUCCCAGAGUGGGUAUCAACUCGCCAUUCGAACCCAAAAGUAUCUCCAUUUCGUCUUCGUCCGGGAAUAUUCACGCGGAGACUGUUUUCAAAGUCUGGCCGCCACAGUCUUAUACGCAUCGAACGACGAUCGAGACGGUAUCAGGCCAGGUCCAUGCCAUGGUACCGCAUGGCUCGUACACCAACUUCUCUAGCGGCAGCGGCAACAUUUCGUGCUAUAUUGAGCCGUACGGCGCUGCCAGGCCGGACGCUGUGAGCGAGAUAUAUACGACGUCGCAGUCCGGCAGCUUUAAUGUGUACCUCAGCUCCGCCAACGAAAAUUCGUUGGCUGGGAAGUACAAUCCGCUUCUCAACACCGUCAGCGAGCAUGACGUAGGGGAAGGGAAGCUACGGUUGAGGUACCCCUAUGAUUGGUAUGGCGAGAUGGAAGCAAGGAUCCGACAUGGUGUAUUAGAAUUUGAUGGGAGUUCCUUGGAGGAUAUGGAGCGAGGUGAGGGGUAUGUGAAAGCGAAGAGGGGAAGAAAGGGCGAGAGUCGGAUGGAGGCCUCUGUUGGCACUGGAAUCUUAGAUGUCCUGCUAGGGCUCUAGGAAUAGGUGCUGCAGCUUCAUUGAUACUCCCGUGAUGGUAUUACCUGUUGUCAGUGCGAAGGUCGGAAACGUGGUGCAAUUUUCGAUGGG